AGAAGCCCCUGCCUCAGGAGGGAGCACUCAGCCUGUGCACAGUGGAGGAACAACCACACGGUGAGCUUUUCCCAGAGACUUUGUACUGGAGGCAGCUGAGGGGCUCUCUUCACUGUACCCGCCAAGGAGACAGGAAUGUGGAUGAAGAUUCCUGUGGCCCCUGUGCACUGAAGAUCAAGCCAGCCUCACACACUUCCGGGCCCUCCUACAUCCCUGAGACUCACUGCCAUCAUGAGGCUGCUCUCCCUUCUCUUUGUUCUUCUGGUUUGCCUUAUCCAGACAGCAUCAGGGUACAGAAGAAAUGACAUCUACCUUGAGUGUGGGAAAAUGGGUGGUGCCUGCAAGCACCAAAAAACCCACGGCUGCUCCAUCCUGCCUGCGGAGUGUAAGAGUCGCCACAAACACUGCUGCAGACUGUAACUGUAGCACCCAGGCCCUGAGGGUGACGGUUUCAAGGAGCUCAGCUCCCCCGACUCCUGCUUAAUAAAGGCAGCUCCACUGC
Molecule: messenger RNA, 502 nt
Organism: Fukomys damarensis (Damara mole-rat)
Lineage: Eukaryota; Metazoa; Chordata; Mammalia; Rodentia; Bathyergidae
Product: beta-defensin 33
Exons: 3
Coding region: 232-420 (62 amino acids)
Source: RefSeq, a predicted model, not a curated record